AUGGCUCUCGAGGGACGGAAGAUCAAUUUUGCCGCUGGACCGGCGAAGCUUCCCGAAGAAGUUCUAUUAAAAAUGCAAGAGGAGCAACUGAAUUUCAAUAAUCUCGGUGUCAGUGUCAUUGAAAUGUCGCAUAGAUCGAAGGAAUUCGGAGUUUUACUGAACGAGACAAUCAGUUUGAUCCGAGAACUCAUGAACGUGCCCGACAACUUCGAAAUUCUCUUCAUGCAAGGCGGUGGAACCGGCCAAUUUGCCGCUAUUCCACUCAAUCUUAAGGGCAGCCACGACCACGCUGAUUACAUUGUAACUGGAGCCUGGUCCUCAAAAGCAGCUGAUGAAGCUCAAAAGUAUAUUAAAGUGAAGAAAGUCUUCCAACCAUCAAAGCCAUAUGUGACAGUACCAGAUCAAGAGAAAUGGGUACAUGAUGAGAAAGCUGCAUAUUUGUAUUACUGUGCAAACGAGACUGUACACGGAAUCGAAUUCACACCGACUGCACCAGAAUCUCAUAAUGUUCCACUUGUUGCUGAUGUCUCAUCGAACUUCAUGGCUCGUCCAUUCGAUUUUAAGGAUCACGGCGUUGUAUUCGGUGGAGCUCAAAAGAAUCUUGGUGCUGCUGGUCUCACAAUUGUGAUUGUUCGAAAAGACUUGAUCGGAAAAGAACAAGGAAUCACUCCAUCGGUGUUCAGUUAUAAAGAAAUGAUUGCUAACAACAGCUUGUAUAAUACACCGCCUACUGGAGGAAUCUACACUACUAAUCUUGUCUUGAAAUGGAUUAAAGCUAAAGGAGGACUUCAAGCAAUUUACGAAUUGAAUCUCAAAAAAUCUGGAUUGAUCUAUGGAAUCAUUGACAAUUCCAAUGGAUUCUAUCAUUGUGCAGUUGAUAAGAGAUACCGUAGUAUCAUGAAUGUGUGCUUCCGAAUCGGUGGACCAUCUGGAAAUGAUGAAUUGGAGGAGAAAUUCUUGAAAGGAGCCAUUGAAAGAAACAUGAUCAGUUUGAAAGGACAUCGAUCAGUCGGUGGAAUUCGUGCUUCACUUUAUAAUGCCAUCACAUUAGAAGAGACUCAAGUUCUUGCCACGUGGAUGAAUGAAUUCGAGAAACAACACAACACUAAUUAA
Caenorhabditis remanei is the source of this 1113-nucleotide messenger RNA. RefSeq lists its product as uncharacterized. The transcript is spliced from 6 exons. The record is from RefSeq and is a predicted model, not a curated record. Gene Ontology annotation, cellular component: cytoplasm. Gene Ontology annotation, biological process: L-serine biosynthetic process. Bases 1 to 1113 code for a protein of 370 amino acids. Gene Ontology annotation, molecular function: O-phospho-L-serine:2-oxoglutarate transaminase activity; pyridoxal phosphate binding. NCBI's taxonomy places the organism in Eukaryota, Metazoa, Nematoda, Chromadorea, Rhabditida, Rhabditidae.